GCAAAACGAUGAGGAGAGGGGGAGACAGGCGUCUCCGCCAUUUUUGUCACUGUUCACUGUCGCCGGGACUAUUGCCGCCGCGGAAUAGUGGUCAGUUCUUGAGUGAUUUUCUGAGUCCGAAUCUUCAAAAGGGCUUUUUCAAAAACAAUUGAAGAAAUGGCGAUGGCUGCAACUCAGGUUAAGGGAAGUGGUUGGCCGAGGCGAGCAAGCAACAGUUCGUUCGAGGGAAAAGUAAUACAGAAUCAAUCGGUCACAAUCAACAGGACAGUCAAUUUAUAUCCUUUGACAAACUAUACCUUCGGAACGAAAGAGCCGCUCUUUGAGAAAGAUCCCUCGGUGCCAGCUAGAUUUCAAAGGAUGAGGGACGAAUUUGACAAAAUUGGCAUGCGCCGCAGCGUCGAGGGAGUUUUACUCGUCCAUGAACAUGGGUUGCCUCAUGUUUUGCUUCUUCAGUUGGGAACAACAUUUUUCAAACUACCAGGAGGAGAACUGAACGCCGGCGAAGACGAGGUAGAGGGCCUAAAACGGCUCCUUACUGAGACACUCGGAAGACAAGAUGGGGUCAAACAAGAAUGGGUGAUCGAGGAUACGAUUGGAAAUUGGUGGAGACCCAAUUUUGAACCACCCCAGUAUCCUUACGUCCCACCACACAUCACUAAACCUAAGGAACACAAAAGAUUGUUUCUUGUACAACUUCAGGAAAAAGCACUGUUUGCUGUUCCAAAAAACUACAAAUUGGUAGCUGCGCCGCUCUUCGAGCUCUAUGACAAUUCACAAGGAUACGGUCCAAUUAUUUCCUCCUUGCCGCAGUCCUUAUGCAGAUUCAACUUUAUUUACAUGUGAGGCAGCUGCUUAAAUAUCGAGGAAACUGAAACGAAUUUUACUUGAGUCAACUGAAGAGACGAAAUACUGGAAUAAAAAAAAAACGAUAAUACCAAUAUAACAAAAUGAGAGAAAACCAAUUAUUGUGUAUUACAGAAUAUUAUAACUGUAUGUGUGUAUGCGUGUGUGUUCCGUGAUGAAUGAAUGCUCAAAAGAAUUUCGAUUCUCUGUAUAUUACAAUGUGCAAACAGGCAUGAAAAACAUUUUUCUAAGUAA
Messenger RNA from Venturia canescens, 1098 nucleotides. It is a transcript of the gene Cpsf5, whose product is annotated as cleavage and polyadenylation specificity factor subunit 5. The record is from RefSeq and is a predicted model, not a curated record. Gene Ontology annotation, cellular component: mRNA cleavage factor complex. Lineage: Eukaryota; Metazoa; Arthropoda; Insecta; Hymenoptera; Ichneumonidae. Gene Ontology annotation, molecular function: mRNA 3'-UTR AU-rich region binding. The transcript has 6 exons. Bases 157 to 843 code for a protein of 228 amino acids.